GUUGCUGGCAGCUGAUUUUGCUACAUUUGAAAUCCCUUCUUUGAAUUCUGGUCCUUGUGUUAUGAGCUCAAAGUCGAAACAUUCUUGGUGCUGUGGUGCAUUGAAACCAUGGCGAGACUGAAUGAUCCUCCGGCUCCUCCCACGGAAAGUAUCGAUGCUUUAAAACGACGCUUUAUCCGUCAAAACCGCGAAAUAGCCCGAGUCAAUUCAACCCAAUCACUGCGCAUACGCAAUCUAGAAACUGAAAUCUCCCGUCUUGUCGCCGACAAUGUGUCUCUCCGAGAACAAGCAAUCGCAGCAAAAGCCGAGGCAGAAAGAUGGCGGAGGGUCAACUUUGUCAGUCAAGAUAUCAUGGACAUGAAAGACCGGCUUCAGCACAAAGUCGGUGAAAUGGCAAUGCUGCUUGUCGAGAUGGGCGAUCUACCAGAGAAGGCAGCCAGAAAGACAAGGCGCAAGAGCCGAACCCAAACAGAGGGCCUUGCCGACCAAGAAUGGAAAUAUCGUCAGUCAAUCAAGGAAGCUGCAGCCCUCGAAAGAGACAUGCAGGAGAACCGGCUACCUGCUAUAAUGGAGGACAAAUCAUACCCAAGACGGACACUAGAAAGUGCCGAGAUUUUGAAUGUCAGAAACCAGGAGGCAGCAUUGGAGAUCUCAGAGUCACCAGAGAUAGGCCCCCCGCCGGUUGCGCACUUUGAUGUCAGCGAUGAGGUUUCUUACGACAACCCCAGACAAUCACUCGAAGGAGCGAGCGACGACCUUAUGCGGGCUUCUAUCGCGGUGGAAAAGCGAAGAAAACGACGGACUAGUGCUCUCUUGCAAGACAUGCCGAUUGAAGAAGCUGCCGAAUCUACGAAACCGACUCCAAUGUUAUUGAAGACCGGUGCCAAACGGAAGUUGGACGUCACUGAACUGGAUGUACCUGCAUUGCGACCGAGCGAGAACGAUGAAUUUGUGUUUCACCGCCGGCAAGAUGCCGUCGCCAAUGUAACAGCGGGGAAGAAAUCGUCAAGGUUCACACGAGCCCCUGGUCGGGAGAAUCAGAUACCAGCUGAGUCCAAAAUCCCAUCGCCACAAAAGUCGGUGGCUGAUAGGAAGAUCCUCGCUCCCAAGACGACCAAUUCACCGUCGAAGAGAAAGAUCGUUGUCUCUCAGAAACCAGACCCUGAGCCACGAUCCAACGACGAAAAUCAUAAACCAACGAGCACCAAACACUCACGUAGAACGAACCCUCCACUACCAAUCCCGGUUCAGGACAUCAUCCUGGACCCAGAAAAGGCAAACGAGACAAAUGACCUACCGCCAAAGACUCCAGCAGCACAGGAAGAAGACAUUCUUUCUCCGAUCUCGACGGAACCUUCGACCCGGACGUCCCAUCAAGCCAGGGAAGCCGCGAUCACGAAUUCAGUCGAGGACGUACUCAAUGGAAGCAUUGGCCGAGGUUCUCGACGAGCAAGACCAGCAGUCAGCUACGCCUUGCCAAAUCUACGCGACAAGAUGAGGAGGCCGACGAAAGAGCUUGUCGGGGCUGUCGAAGGGAUCGAGAAACAGCGAGACGCUUCCGGCAGGACAAGCAUUCGACUAUCUUCAGCAGACCGAGUGAACUCAGAAGAGCCCCAAUCGGCGGCUGGACAAAUCAAGCAGGAGAAGACGGCCGGUGAGAAUGAAAAGUGGAAAGAACUUCCCAUGAAGAAAGAAGAACCGACAAGCCCUUUGCGAGACAAGGAACGGAAAGAGGUUGCUAGAGGCAGGCCUGCGAAAAGAGUAGAGAUUCAGACAGACCCAAAACACGACCGUCGACACAGCAUCGGUGAACAACUCAAGGAAGCGGUAGAUCGAUUGAGCAUCUAUGAUCCGCCAGUAUCUUCGCCCAUGGAAGAACCACAGAAGGUCUCCAAGGCACCAAGACCACGGAGGGUCCCGCCCAAGGUUCUACGCCCCUAUCCCGGACGAGCUCAACCUCCAAAGCGCCUCCGUCACGGCCCGGCUCUGCAGCAAGUUCGAAAGACGACGCAUCCUCUUCCCGGACGUCAGGCACGAAGCGCUCGAGCAGCGUAG
Molecule: messenger RNA, 2055 nt
Organism: Exophiala oligosperma
Lineage: Eukaryota; Fungi; Ascomycota; Eurotiomycetes; Chaetothyriales; Herpotrichiellaceae
Exons: 3
Coding region: 109-2055 (648 amino acids)
Biological process (GO): meiotic chromosome segregation
Cellular component (GO): chromosome, centromeric region; nucleus
Source: RefSeq, a predicted model, not a curated record